Messenger RNA from Ipomoea triloba (trilobed morning glory), 1524 nucleotides. Its product is annotated as heat stress transcription factor B-4-like. The transcript has 2 exons. Gene Ontology annotation, biological process: regulation of transcription by RNA polymerase II. The record is from RefSeq and is a predicted model, not a curated record. Bases 231 to 1280 code for a protein of 349 amino acids. Gene Ontology annotation, cellular component: nucleus. NCBI's taxonomy places the organism in Eukaryota, Viridiplantae, Streptophyta, Magnoliopsida, Solanales, Convolvulaceae. Gene Ontology annotation, molecular function: RNA polymerase II cis-regulatory region sequence-specific DNA binding; DNA-binding transcription factor activity.
ACACCCCCUCCCCCCUACCAUAUAUAUGGAUCUCCCCCUCCCCUGAAAAACAAAUUAUAUAUAUACAUAUAUAUAUUUAUAUAUAUUAACUCCGUCCUCUCCAAACUCCAGUCCACAUUUCAGACAGGGUUGAGGGUUCCAUCAAUAAACCUACGACUCUUAGUCUCACCUUAAACCCCACAAACAAACUGCUACAUACAAGUUUCAGAAGAAAAGAAGCUUCAUCAUCAAUGGCGUUGAUGCUAGACAACUGUGAAGGCAUAUUACUAUCGUUGGACUCCCACAAAUCAGUCCCGGCGCCGUUUCUGACCAAAACGUACCAGCUCGUCGACGACCCCGCCACCGACCACAUCGUAUCUUGGGGAGAAGACGACACCACCUUUGUCGUUUGGCGGCCGCCGGAGUUCGCCCGUGACCUCCUCCCCAACUACUUCAAACACAACAACUUCUCCUCCUUCGUCCGCCAACUCAACACCUAUGGUUUUAGGAAGGUUGUGCCGGAUAGAUGGGAGUUUGCGAACGAAUUCUUCAAGAGAGGGGAAAAGCAUUUGUUGUGUGAGAUCCACCGGAGGAAGACGGCGCAGCCGCAGGUGGCGGUGAGCCACCACCACCACCACCAUGCCAUGAACGAGCCGAGUUUUUUCUCAGCGGCGUAUAACCCGGCGCGGCUCAGCGUGUCGCCGCCGGACUCCGACGAGCAGUUGACGCCGAACCACAACAACGCGUGGUGCGACUCGCCGUCUUUCGCGUCCUCCACCGUGAUUUCGGCGGCGAACAGCGGCGGCGGCGGCGCGAGCUACAACACCGGCUCCGUGGCGGCGCUGUCGGAGGACAACGUGCGGCUGAGAAGAAGCAACAAUAUGCUAAUGUCCGAGUUGGCUCACAUGCGGAAGCUUUACAACGACAUUAUUUACUUCGUUCAAAACCACGUUAAACCCGUAACCCCGAGCAACUCGUACCCGUCGCCGUUAACUCAUCAGAAGCCACUGAGUCAACUCGUUACCUAUCCCCAUCCCCAUCUCCCCACAAAACACCAGCCCUGCAAUAACGCCAUUUUGAAUCUCAGCUCCCCAACCAAAACCUCACAGAGCAGCGUCACUCUCGUCGAAGAAACGCCGGCGCCGGCGGCAGAUUUGUGCCGGACAAAGCUCUUCGGUUUCCCACUCCAGUCAAAGAAAAGGCUCCACCCAGAUCAGGCGGCGGCGGCGGGGCACAAGGCUCGAGUUCUCGUCUUGGAGAAAGACGACUUAGCCUUGCAUCUCAUGCCCCCUUCAUGUUAGUCUCAUAUCAUUCACUUUCAAAAAUUCUCAAUUAGUUUUCUUUUUCUAGUUUUUUUUUUACCUUAAACAACUCUGAUCUGGGUACGACUUUUCUUGUGUGGGUGUUUGUCUGUACGUGUAAAUAUGAGUUUUACUUGGCCAGAUAUGAAUUAUUGUUAAUGCAGGAGGAUUGUGAUUAGGGUGAAAAACAAACUUUAAUUAGUAUCAACUCCUAAUCAUCAAUCCUCAACAUUAAUGUUCCAAA